Messenger RNA from Striga hermonthica, 1695 nucleotides. The record is from the annotation of a GenBank genome assembly. NCBI's taxonomy places the organism in Eukaryota, Viridiplantae, Streptophyta, Magnoliopsida, Lamiales, Orobanchaceae.
AUGCAGCAGUGUCAUGCCCAAUCCACAUUCAAACAAAUAGCCGACAACCUCAAGAGAUGCGCGGUCCUCAAGGAACUCGAAUCAUGGUACGCCCUCUUCCUCAAGAACAACACCGCCCAAGACUCCUUCUUGAUGAAUCAGUACAUCACCGCCUGCUCCGCCUUCCACGCCCUCGACUCGGCCGUCUUCGCCUUCUCUCGGAUGUUCCAACCCAACGCCUUCGCCUACAACGCCAUCAUCGGCACCUCCCUCACCUGCUCCCGCCCGCUCGACGCCCUCCGCCACUACAGGGUCAUGCUCAGACAAGGCGUUCCCCCAAGCAGCUAUACCUUCCCCGCCGUCAUCAAGAGUUGUCGGGUCUCUUCCUCCUUCGGGCUCGGCCGGUGCGUCCACAGUCAGUCUUUGAAGAACGGGCUGGGCCUGCGGAUCCACAUCCAGACCGCCUUCGUUGACUUGUACUCAGCCUCGGGCAGUAUUAUGGAUUCGCUGAAGAUGUUUGACGAAAUGUCCGAAAGAGAUGGAUUCGCGUGGUCGGCCAUGAUUUCUGCACACGUCCGUGCAGGCGACCUUGGAUCCGCGAGGAGACUGCUUGAAGUCAUGCCCGAGUUGCCGGGCACGGCUGCUGCUGCCUGGAACGUCGUGCUCCAUGGUUAUGCAGUUGCCGGGGACGUGGGGUCCGCAGAGGCCGUGUUCAGAGAGAUUAGCAACAAGGAUGUGAUAACCUGGACGACCAUGAUUGACUGCUACAGCAAAAGCGGGCUGCACGAAAGAGCCAUGAGCCUUUUUGACGAGAUGUGGAGUGCCGGGAUAAGGCCAGACGAGUCGACCAUGGCAACCAUCAUAUCCGCCUGUGCUCAUCUCGGGGCUUCACAGAGAGGGAUGGAGAUGCAUUUGUAUGCCGCCCGGGAAAAUUUGAAUUUCGACGUGUAUGUUGGGUCGGCAUUGAUUGACAUGUACUCCAAGUGCGGGAUGUUGGAGAGGGCGCUCGUCGUUUUUUUCAAAUUACAGGAAAAGAAUCUCUUUUGCUGGAGCUCGAUUAUCGAUGGCCUUGCUUUGCACGGGCACGCACUGGAGGCACUGUAUAUGUUUGAAAAGAUAGAGACGGAUAAAAUCGAGCUGAAUGGAGUCGUGUUCGUGAGUGUUCUUGCGGCCUGUGUGCACGCGGGUUUGGUUGAGGAAGGUAAGAGGAUAUUCCACCAGAUGACGAACGAAUAUUGCAUCCCUCCUGAAAUCGAGCAUUACGGGUGCAUGGUCGACCUUUUAUGCAGAGCUGGGUUACUUGAAGAGGCACUUGUCUUGAUACAAAGCAUGAGGAUGGAGCCGAAUUCCAUAAUUUGGGGUUCCUUGUUGGGUGGCUGCAAGAUUCACAAGAAUUUAGAUAUUGCACGAGUCGCCUUGGAGAGGUUGGUGAUUCUGGAGCCAUGUAACAGUGGUUAUUACAGCCUCUUGGUUAACAUGCAUGCCGAGGCUGGUAGAUGGGGUGAGGUGGCGAAGGUUCGGGCGACCAUCAGGGAACUUGGAGUGGAGAAGGUCUCACCCGGGUCGAGCUGGAUUGAGGUUGGAAGGGAAAUGCAUCAGUUUGCAGCUUGUGAUAAUUAUCACCCUGCAUUGGAACAGAUUUAUGUGGUCCUGGAUAUGUUAGAAUUGCAGCUUAAGCUCUUUGGCUAUGCACCUGAGUUUGAGUUUGUUCUGUAA